This is a messenger RNA of Loxodonta africana (African savanna elephant), 1305 nucleotides long. Its product is annotated as putative olfactory receptor 8G3. NCBI's taxonomy places the organism in Eukaryota, Metazoa, Chordata, Mammalia, Proboscidea, Elephantidae. The transcript has a single exon. The record is from RefSeq and is a predicted model, not a curated record. Bases 1 to 936 code for a protein of 311 amino acids. Gene Ontology annotation, molecular function: olfactory receptor activity; G protein-coupled receptor activity; odorant binding. Gene Ontology annotation, cellular component: membrane. Gene Ontology annotation, biological process: G protein-coupled receptor signaling pathway; sensory perception of smell.
AUGGACCAUAGAAAUCAUUCCUCAGUAACUGAAUUCAUCCUCUUUGGGCUAACAGAACAUCCUGAACUCCAGCUGCCCCUCUUCUUCCUCUUCCUAGGAAUCUAUGUGGUCACAGUGGUUGGGAAUCUGGGCAUGAUCAUGCUGAUUGGACUCAGUUCUCACCUGCACACCCCCAUGUACUAUUUCCUCAGCAGUUUGUCCUUCAUUGAUCUUUGCCAGUCCACUGUCAUUACCCCCAAAUUGCUGGUAAACUUUGCGGCAGAAAAGAACUUUAUCUCCUACCCUGAAUGUAUGACUCAGCUCUAUUUCUUUCUUGUUUUUGCUAUUGCAGAGUGUCAUAUGCUGGCUGCAAUGGCAUAUGACCGCUAUGUCGCCAUCUGUAAUCCCUUGCUUUAUAAUGUUGUUAUGUCUUAUCACGUCUGCUUCUGGCUCACAGCAGGAGUGUAUAUUUUGGGCAUCAUUGGCUCUACAAUUCAUACAGGCUUUUUGUUGAAACUCUUUUUCUGCAAGACCAAUGUGAUUAACCAUUAUUUCUGUGAUCUCUUUCCACUCCUGGAGUUAUCCUGCUCCAGCAUCUAUAUCAAUGAAUUAUUGGUUCUGUGUCUGAGUGCAUUUAAUAUAUUGACUCCUGCCUUAACCAUCCUUGCCUCCUACAUCUUCAUCAUUAAUAGCAUUCUCCAUAUUCGCUCCACUGAGGCCAGGUCCAAAGCCUUCAGUACAUGCAGCUCCCACAUCUUGGCUGUUACAAUUUUCUAUGGUUCUGCCGCAUUCAUGUACUUGCAGCCAUCAAAUGUCAGCUCCAUGGACCAAGGCAAAGUGUCUUCUGUUUUCUAUACUAUUGUCGUGCCCAUGCUGAACCCCAUGAUCUACAGUCUGAGGAAUAAGGACGUCAAAUUUGCCCUCAAGAAAAUUUUAGAAAGUAGAGCAUACUCAUGAAUAGAAUCAAUGCUAUCAUGUCCUGUCAGAAACACAUCUUUGGUUUGCUGAUAUAUAUAAUUUGUUCAGUUAAUUCUUGAAGUGUACAGAUUCAUUGACACCUCUUUCCCACUUAUACUACAUGUCCAAAACUUCCCUUCAGAGCACCUCUUCCUUAAAGCAUAUGUUACACUGACUGUAACAGAGAGAAAUAUGGAGAAUAAAAUCAAAGGCUGUUUAGAAUUACAGGAACUAUAGUUUCAUUUUUUAAUAUUAAUACAGCCAAACAAAAAAAAAAAAACAAGUAUGAUGAGAGUAACGCAUAUUAUUGAGAUAUUACAAAUUGUCAAACCCGGUACCAAACACCUUAAGUGCAUCGCUUUAUUUAAU